Molecule: messenger RNA, 985 nt
Organism: Cuscuta campestris
Lineage: Eukaryota; Viridiplantae; Streptophyta; Magnoliopsida; Solanales; Convolvulaceae
Source: the annotation of a GenBank genome assembly
GCUACGUUUUUGAGCUUAAGAUUUGGAAACUUUGGAUGGUUUUCUUGCUUCUUCUCCUUCUUCCUUAACAUACAACCAUGGAGUUGGAGUUUUCUUUUCUUUUCUUUGUUGCUGCCGACAGAGAGAGAGAUGAAGAGAGGUGGAUGCAUGUGGAUGGAUGAUGGUGGAACAUGAUGAUAAUAAUGAUAAUAGUGGUUUUGGGAGUAUUAUAUAAUUAGUUUGGAGUAUUGUAUUAAUGAAGUUAGUGGAGGAUUAUAAUGAGAUUGUGGAUAACGAUGAACAGUUGGCCAUCAGGGCACAACUCCAACAACCCUGUCGUACUCCUACCUGCUGGACAGAGCUCAGCGAGAGGAGGUUGGAAGGGCCUGAUCUUGUCCGUGAGACAGAGGAGAAGGUCCGACUCAUUAAGGACCGACUUCAGACAACUUCAGACCGACAGAAGUCAUACGCGGAUCUGAAGAGACAUGAUAUUGAGUACGCCGUUGGCGAAAAAGUAUUCCUCAAAGUUUCUCCCUGGAAGAAAGUUCUUUGCUUCGAUCCUACACAUAUACUUCAAGUAGAUUCAGUCACUCUAGACGAGAAUCCCACAUACGAGGAGGAACCAGUUGAAAUCCUAGCCCGAGAGAUCCGACAGUUGCGUAACAAAGAGAUUCCAUUGGUCAAGGUCCUUUGGAGGAGUCACUCUGUUGAAGAGGCAACCUGGGAGAUCGAGGAAUCCAUUACUACAUCAAAAACAGAUGCUGACAACUGUUUCUUUUAGUAGUCUCACGGUGCUGAUUUCAGUAGUCUUCCGAGCAGCUGUCUGAUAUAUUUAUAGACUAUUGUUUAAAAACAGUUGUGUAAAAUGGUUGACGACACCUGUUUUGUAAUGUUUUAGAGUACGACUUUUCAGUGUUGUCUUUGUAUGAGUAAGACAUCUGUUUUUUAGAGUUAAAGAGAACUGUGAUUUUUUGUUGUCUAUCUAUAAUGAAUAUUACUGUUGUUU